Messenger RNA from Antechinus flavipes (yellow-footed antechinus), 8351 nucleotides. It is a transcript of the gene GAL3ST3, whose product is annotated as galactose-3-O-sulfotransferase 3. The record is from RefSeq and is a predicted model, not a curated record. The transcript has 3 exons. Lineage: Eukaryota; Metazoa; Chordata; Mammalia; Dasyuromorphia; Dasyuridae. Gene Ontology annotation, molecular function: galactosylceramide sulfotransferase activity. Gene Ontology annotation, biological process: glycolipid biosynthetic process. Gene Ontology annotation, cellular component: membrane. Bases 5756 to 7087 code for a protein of 443 amino acids.
GCCAGACCUGAGGGAGACAGGGAGUUGACGCCUGCACCUCUCCCUUCUUAUCAAGGUGAGCUCAGGCCUAACCGGUUCCUUUCUUGAAGAUUUGUCCCCGCUCCCGGUAAUCUAAGCCUCCCUGGCAGUCCAGAUAGGAGCAAAAUAGCCAGCCUAGGGGUGGAGAAACUGAGGCCUGGAAAUAGAGUAAGGAUCGGGGGGAGGGAAAGAGCUGCCAGAGCCUGAGAUAUGAAGGGAACCCAAGAACUCCACAUCGUUCUCUUCCCCGCUAACUCCUCCGUGAUCCCAGUCCUCAUGAAAUGACACCAUUGACUUGGCGCCUCUGUGGGCAUGGCCCGUAUCCUCCCCAUCUCAGGGUCCUUGGUAGACUAAACUCUAUGCCCGGCCUCUCAUUCCAGGCUCUCUGCCCAGACUAGGCAGAGCAGGAGAGAAAGACUGAGAAAGACAGAGAUGGUGCCAGCCCUUCGAGGGCAAUGAAGGGCAGCUGUCCCCAACGUUGGGUCAGCAGGCUCUCGCGGAGGGCGAGGCUGAUCCCAAAGGCCACAGCCGAGGGCUCCCAGCCCCUAAGCCCGGGACUCGAGCAUCUUAGCGCUAGAGAGCCAAGGCAAGGAUCCAGGACUGGGAUCAAGGCAAGGCACCAUUUCUGGAAGCCAUGCUCAAGCUCCGUUGGAGAAAGGGGAAGAGGAGAAGCCGUGGGGUUGGAGACAAGGAUUGCUGGGAACGGACCGACAGAGUCGGAGUUUUCUGUGACAUCUAGAAUGGGCGCAGAGCACCUGACAGAGUUUUGAGCAGGACAAAGUGAGCUGAGGCUGCCUGAAUUGGCCAGAGCCGUUUCCUAGCUGUGUGACCAUGAGUCUCCUUGCCUUUUUUUUUUUUUUUUGGCAAGGUUAUGGGAUUAAGUUACUUGCCCAAAGUCACCACUACUAAGUGUCAAGGGUCUAUGUUGGAAUCUUUACAAACUGUUAAGUCAUUAGAGUUGAUAGAGACACUAAUUACCUAAUUUAGCACGAUUCAGUAUCACUGAUCUGAUCCUACAAGGAGAUGUACCUGGUACCUUAGUACCUGAAACAAGGUACUAAGUAGAACUAAUUGAUACAAAGCUUGUGUUCACACCUUUACUCAUUGGAGUUCACAAGUAUGGGACAUUCACAAAGUAAACUUUGUAACUUUGUGAAUUCACACCUCCUUUGGGUUUGCCUCCAGGAGGAGGAGUCAACCUUUGGGAAAUCAUAUAUAAAGAGGCUCUUAGCUUCGGGUUAGUUAUUUUGGGUUAGAGAGAGUUACUUCGGAACAUUGACGGGGGUCGGAGAGGAGCACUCUGGGAGGAAGCCCACAAGCCCUCUCUCUGAGGCAAGAUGGAUUCAUUCCAUUUUCCACUUGGCUGGCCAGAGGCUGAAGAAAGCAGAGGCAGAAGCAAAAGACAAUCUCCAAGAGCUCUUGGAACCAAGCAGAGACAUAGGCCUCAACUAACCGGGCUAUUUUGGAAGGAGAAAAUAAACGUUUGCAUUUUUACCAGCUGGGUGCAUUUGGGGUGAUUAUUACUCUUGACCGAAACUAAGGCUGCCCCCAGAAAACCUCCCAGAGAAACCUCCCAGAGAGAACCUUUAUAUUAUUUUAAAAGAAGAAAAUCACCACAGGUCUAUGAGGUAGGAUUUUAAGUUCAGAUCCAGGGCUGGGGUUCUCAUUCAUUGUACCCCCUAACUGCCCCAACCUUGAGCCUCUAGCAGCCUCAGUCACCUCCUCUGUAAAAUGGGCAUAAUUGGAACCAAAGUGUGAAAAAAGUGCUCUGUUCAAACAUAAGAUGUCGAGGGCAAAAAUGGCAAUGGUGGGGCUGCCCAUCCCAACCCUUCUCACCAUGUCCAAACCCACACCAGAAACCAUCAACCAGGGCCGGCUCUCCUGCUGGGUUAACUGCCCUCCUCAAAACAGUAUUUCAGUUAAGCCUGCUUCAUGCUUCCCCCUAUUCCCACCAAUUGUAGCCCUUUUCCUUCUUAUUUCCCUGGACUCCAUUUCAAAAACCUUGAAAACUCCAGUUAUUACCCCUUACUGUGUACCAAGUAAUCCUAAAGUGCUUAUUUACUAAACUCAUUUUUAUUUCAGCCAACGUUUCCCAAUUACAUUAAAACAGUUUAACCAUCAUUUAUAAUUUGGGGUGUCAAAUUCUCUUUCCUGUCCCCCACCCCCACCCCUCGAGAAGUCGUCAUUCAAAACGUUUUCAUAUUCGUCUUGCUGCAUAAAAAAAUACACAAAAAUAAGAGAAAAUUCGACUUCAAUUUUCACUCAACUUUUUUUCUGGGGGAGAAAGCAUUUUCAUCACGGGCCUUUGGGACCGCCUUAGAUCACUGUAUUGACCCGAGAAGCUAAGUGUUUCGGAACUGAUCGAAUCACGUUGCCGUUACUAUGUACACUGUUCUCCUGGUUCUGCUCACUUCACUCAGCAUCAGUUCAUGUAAGUCCAAGUUUUUCUGAAAUCCCAUCACCAUCAUGGACCACAGCCUGCCCAAUUGGGGCAUGACUGAACAUGAAUUGUGUGACCCUCGAUAAGUCACUUAAACUGUGUGCCUCAGUUUCCUCAUUUGUAAAAUGCAGUUCAUAACACUUACUUUAGAGAAUUAUAAAGAUCAGAGAAGUUAAUGUAAAAUGCUUUGCAAACCUAAAUUGGCAUAGAAAUAUUAGCUACUACCACAGAGAGGGCCGCUAAGUGGCGUCGCAGUGGAGGCCCAGGACUCAGGAAGACAAUUUCCUAUUCAAAUCUCGGCCUUAGAUACUUCCUAGCUAUGUGACCCUGGGCAAGUGACCUCACCCUGUUUGCCUCAGUUCACCUAUAAAAUGAGCUGAAAAUGGCAAACCACUACAGGAUCUUUGUCAAGAAAACCCCAAAUGGAGCCAUGAAGAGUUGUGCAGGCCUCAAAACUGAACCAUCGCCACUAUAGACAUCACGCUCGAGAGAGUUGGGGUCACUGAACAUUUCUGGGCUUUUUGUACCCAUCCCUCUUAGGAACUUCCUGACACAAGCCCUUGAUAAGGGAGUCCAGGACAGACAGGAGGCGUCCCCCACUAUGAGGGAACCCGAUCUGCAUUCUCAAAAGGUUUACCUCUAUCAGAGACUAGAAAAAGGGAAAAGAAAAUUGGGAAUGUUAAGAGGCUUUGGGGGCAUAAAGUAGAGGCAGAGUUCCUGAGAAAUGAUCUCUCUACUGAAAGGGUAAAUUGAGGCUUUUGGCCGAAAGGGCCCGAGGUGAGAGGUUAGCUGGGACAGGACUUUGAGGGAUGAGACAGACAAUAGGAAGGAGUGAAAGAGCUCCCUGAUGCCAUGAGGUAGAGACUUGAAUUAAGUGGAAGGAAGGCAGGUGGCCCUGCACCUUUCUGGGUAAGGCUCCCAGGCCAUCCCAGCGGGAGCGUGAACCUGCCUAGUAGAAGCUGCAAGUGAGCCUAUAGUGGGGGGAGGGAAAUGGGAAGGGAACCUCAGGUGGGUCGGAUGAUGUCACCCUACUAAGACCCUUCCCCUAGACAGGCCAAAGUCCUUUUCUCUAACCAAGUGCUAAGCUAGAUCACUUCUAAAGCCAACUCACUGGUAUUCCCUGUAUUGUUAGCCUCUUCCAGCUGUGACAUUCCCUGUUCUAGGUCUCCCAGCUCUGGCAUUCCCUGUUCUGGGCCUCUUAGAUUUGACAUUCCCUGUUCUAGGCCCCUCCCAGUUUGAGAGCCUACACUGAGACUCCGGUGCUUGUCUCCAUCGACAGUGGGACAAAGGCUGAACCACAGCAGUUCUCGGGUUCCUCUCGGACUUGCCCCUCUCAGGGUCCGACAGCCACCCCCUUUUCCCAAUAGAACCCAGUUAAUUUUGCUGCUUUUCCCUUUAGCCAGGACUCCCUGGCUCCGUUUAGUCCCUUCUUCCCAGAGCAGGCCUCUUCCUGCGCGUCUCCAUGACCGCCGCCUCCUGCCCGUCUCCUCCAUGACCGCUGCCUGGCCUGCCCCUCCCGGGCUUGGCUGGUGGGGUUCCACUUCGCCUCUCCAGCUUCAUUUGCCAUGACUUCCGGCCAGUCCAUCGUUUGGUGCCUGCUAUACACCAGGCGGGUACCAGGGGGCGCCUUGGGCAGUAAGCACUGAGUAUCAGCAGAAGAUGAGUUUUCUCCAGUUCAAAUCUGAACUGCCCGAACAAGUAGCUCAAUCUUCUUCCUCAGAAGCACAGUGAGCUGCAGAAGAAAAUGACCAGCCAGGACCUUUGCCAAGAAAACUCCAGAGGGUCAGGAAGCGUUGAGCAUGGCGGAACAUGUGCCAAGCCCGAGGGGUCAAACCCAGUCUUCCCCUCCCCCUUCGAGGAGCUCGAUCUAGUGGGGGAAACGAUAAGCAAAUGUACAACUCACCUAUGGGACACGUAGCAGAGAACUAAGGAAAAACACAAAUUCAGGGGGCUGGGAAAGCAGAGGAGGGAGAGCCUUUGAGGCGUGGGGGGCAGCCAUGGAGAAGGCCCCAGGCUGACACAAGGGGCUCGUGGAUCAGUGCCCCAGCCAACUCUGGGCCUUUCCUCACGGGCCCCCAGCAGAGCUCCCUUCACCCCAUGUUCCCAUCAAGAUCUCAAAGCCCCGCUUUUAAAUGGCUCUCUCCGUGCAACCUUUGCUGCUGCUCGCGCUUCUCCCAGCAGGCUGCUGAGCUGUCGUCCACACCACCUCCUCCUCUGUCUUGCACGCAGCCGUUUGUGGGCAUGUCGGGACCCACCCCAGUUUUUAGGGGUUGCUGAAGCUCCCCUUCCUCAUCAUUUAGCUCUGUGGGGGCAGGUCACUGGGGCCUCCUCAGGAGUCCAGCCCAGGGGGGGCCUGUUAGGCAGUCACUAUCCUCCCAGCCAAGCUCUGACAUUUUCCGGUGGAGGCUGGGAGGACCCUCAGCUAUGCCAUUCUAGGUUCUGGGUUCCAGUCCCUCGGGAAAACUCGAUGUGCUGAAGGUCCCGCUCAGUCUGGGUCUUGUAAGCGCCCUCGCCAGCCCGGGUUCUGCGUCCUGGGUCUUUGGGGCCCCGGCUCUGAAGUUCUCCACUGUCCGGUCCAGCUCCGCUCCGGAUGGGCUGAGGUCGCGCCCGUUCGAGGCUGCUCCGAGGUCCUUGCCAGCGCUGCCAUUCUCUGGGCUAGUUCAGCUCUGAAAUUCUAGGACAUCGCCUUGACAGCGUUUGCCUGUCCCCCUCCCCCUCCUCCUUUCAUCCUCCUGCCUCCCCUUCUCCAGUGUCCUCUCCUCUCUCCCUCCUCCCUUCCCUCUUCUGGGUCCCCACUCCCCUUCUCCUCCCUCCCUCUUCUCGGCCCCGCCUGCUGAGUGUGAUGGGGAGAGGGGCGGGAGAGCAGAAGCCUCGCCACCUGAUCUGGCGGAGCCGAGCCAGCGGAGCCGGGACUCCGAGCCAGGGGCAGCCAGAGCCGAGGUAUCGGGAGGCCCGGGGGGAUCCGCCGCUGCUCGCCGAAGCAGCCCCGGCCGCGCUCUGGGAUCCCUCCUCUCCCCGCAUCCCCGGGCACGGACCUUUCCCAAGUCCGGCGAGCGCCUGGCCCGGGGGCCCGAUGGAGACGCGGGACUAGCGACCCCAGAGCCCCGGGGAAGUGGGGAGCGGCGAGGAAGCGGCCAGAAGCGUGAGCGGAGGGAGCCCCAGCGUCGUGCACCAGAACACUGGCCCUACUCACCCCACCCCAGGCGCCCCCCUGGGCUCUGGCCCUAAGGGAGCCGAUCUCAGGGGGCGGGGGUGGGGCCUGGGUCCCUCCUUUGCCACAUCGCUCCCUGCCCAGAGAUGCCACCGGUUCUGGCCCGGCUGCAGCAAGCGGCCAAAAUGGUGAUGACCAGGAAGAAGCUGGUGGUGGUGCUGCUGCUGGGGGGGACGCUGAGCCUGCUCCUCCACCAGGGAUCCCAGCUCAGCUGGUCUCCCCGACUGCUGUUCCCGGGGCCCCCGUGCCCCGCCGGCCGCACGCGGCCCAAGCACACCGCCGUGGCCUUCGUCAAGACGCACAAGACGGCGGGGACUACAGUGCAGAACAUCCUGUUCCGCUUCGCGGAGCGCCACAACGUGACGCUGGCGCUGCCGCGGCCCAGCUGCGAGCACCAGUUCUGCUAUCCCCGCGACUUCUCCGCGCGCUUCGUGCACCCGGCCACGAGGCCGCCGCGCAUGCUCGCCAGUCACCUGCGCUUCAACCGAGCCGAGCUGCGCCGCCUGCUGCCCAACGACACGGUCUACGUCACCAUCCUGCGCGAGCCGGCCGCCAUGUUCGAGUCGCUCUUUAGCUAUUACAACCGUUACUGCCCGGCCUUCGUGCGCGUGCCCAACGGCUCGCUUGAGGCCUUCCUGCGCGCGCCGCGCGCCUACUACCGGCCGGACGAGCGCUACGCCAUGUACGCGCACAACACGCUGGCCUACGACCUGGGCGGCGACAACGAGCGCAGCGCGCGCGACGAGCCCGCCUACCUGGCGGGCCUCAUCCGCGACCUCGAGGCCGCCUUCUCGUUAGUCAUGAUCGCCGAGUACUUCGACGAGUCGCUCGUGCUGUUGCGCCGCCUGCUGGCCUGGGACUUGGAAGACGUACUCUACGUCAAGCUCAACGUGCGCAGCGCCUCCUCGCGCCUCGCCGCGUUGCCCGAGGGCCUGGCGCGCGCUGCGCGCCGCUGGAACGGCCUCGACGCCGGCCUCUACGAGCAUUUCAACGCCUCCUUCUGGCGCCGCGUGGCGCGCGCCGGCCGCGAGUGCGUGCAGCGGGAAGCGCGGGAGCUGCGCGAGGCGCGGGAGCGCCUGCUGCACCGCUGCUUCGGGCCGCGCCCGCGCCUGCGCCCUGCGGCCGAGAUCCGCAAUAAGCAGCUGCAGCCCUGGCAGCCGCUGGGCAAUGUGGGCAUCGUGGGCUACGACCUGCCCAGCCGCCCGCCCGGGCCCGGCGGGGACGAGUGCCUCAAGCUGGCCAUGCCCGAGGUGCAGUACUCGAGCUACCUGCUGCGCAAGCAGAAGCGCCGCGCCGGGGCCUGGGCCGAGCGGGGCCGUGUAGGAGCCGCGGACGGGGCCGGGGAUCGAGAGCAGCCGCCGCCCCCGCCGCCGCCGCGUCCCAUCCGAGCCCUGCCGCGGCUGGCCAGGAGGGGCUGAGCCCGUGCCCCCAGAGUGACCCUCCCCCAGAGAGGAUCCCCAAUCAAUCGAUGCCCCAAGAGAAGGGGCUGCCUUUGUCUCCAAAGUAACCUCUCUAGAGAGGGGCAGCCGAGGGGGGGCUCUGUUCCCCCAAAGUGACCUCCCAACUAAGAGUGUGUCCCCAAAGGGACUGACCCCACCUGAGGUAGCUCCGCCCCCAUCUAGCCAAGAGGGCGUGACUCUCCCCCACAAAUGUUCAGCUGAGAGGGGACUUAGUCCCUCCCGGCCCGGAUGUACAGUUCUACUCCAAUAUGGCCAGGACAGGGUGAGCCUGAGUGUGCAGCCUCUGCAGCCAGACUGGCCAAAAAACGAUCUCAUACUGGAACUCCUCACCUCAACUGGCCAGGAGAAGGUGACCCUUGUCUGUAAAGGGUCAUCCUCAGGCCGGCCAAGAAAGGGUGACCCCACACAUACAACAUGCCCCCCCAGGAAUAUGCAUCUGAGCGGGGGCUAACCCUACCCAACCGAUGUGUGGCUCCAUCUCUAACCUAGUCAGGAGGGGGUAACUCCUGUCUUUCCAGAUGCCCCAUUCCUAGGCUGGUCAGUGGGAGGCCCUUCCUGUGAGCUAUUAAGCCCCACCCCCAUAUUGUCUGGAAGUAGUGAUUUUUCUAGCUCUGGGCGGUGAAGGUGCUUAUCCCCCCACCCCAGCUCUAAAACUGCUGCCGCUAGCCAAGAGAGAGUGCACCCCCUCCCGGCCUUCAGGUACACAAGCGCCCACACACGUGCACCCGCACACUCCAGCUCUGAAACUUCUCUUCCAUCUAAUCAAGGAUGCCUGAACUCAUACAGACAUAGGAAGCUCCCAUAAUUCAGCCGGGUAGUCCCACAUUCCCUCUCAUCUAAAGGAGAUGACCCCUCUAUCCAAGCAUUACCGCUUAAAGCCCUGCUCCAAAGGAGCUGGGCCUCCUUUUCCAAACAGAUGUGAAGGCCCCCGCCAAUUGGAGGAGGUAACAUCACUUCCUUAACCCUUAUCCACUCCAGCUGUGAAUCUCUUGUCAUUUAUCAGCACACACACAUCCCAAGGCCCUAAUUUACUCAUUUAAUCAUUCUCCAGAAAGUGCCCCUUCUCCCCCUUCAUCCCACCCUUCAGCUCUUAUUACCGGAGCCCAGCACAGAUUGUCUUCCUGGCUCCAUCUUUCCUUCAGAGCAACAGCUGCUACCACACCCAGGGACUUAAUAUGGAUUGGGUUUUUUUGGUUAAUAAAAUGGAUUUUCUAAGGUCAGA